This is a messenger RNA of Erinaceus europaeus (western European hedgehog), 2532 nucleotides long. It is a transcript of the gene KRT82, whose product is annotated as keratin 82. NCBI's taxonomy places the organism in Eukaryota, Metazoa, Chordata, Mammalia, Eulipotyphla, Erinaceidae. The coding region runs from base 81 to 1637 and encodes 518 amino acids. The transcript is spliced from 9 exons. Gene Ontology annotation, biological process: keratinization; intermediate filament organization. Gene Ontology annotation, molecular function: structural constituent of skin epidermis. Gene Ontology annotation, cellular component: keratin filament. The record is from RefSeq and is a predicted model, not a curated record.
GGUGGGCCUGCUGCUGUGUUCAUUCCAGCCACCCCUUCUCCUGGCCGGGGCCCGUGGUGUCUCUCCCUCCCUCGUCUGCCAUGUCGUGCCGUUCCUUCCCACAGGGCUUCCGGUGUGGCAGUCGGAACUUCAGCUCCUGCUCAGCCGUUCUCCCCAGGACGGUCACCCACUACGCUGUGAGCAAGGGGCCCUGCCGGCCUGGGGGUGGCGGGGGCCUCCGAGCCCUGGGCUGCCUUGGCUCACGGAGCUUAUGCAAUGUGGGCUUUGGGAGGCCCCGGGUGGCAUCCAGGUGUGGGCUGCCCGGCUUUGGGUACAGAGUGGGCCCUGCCUGUGGGCCCUCCACCUGCAUCACCCCUGUCACCAUCAAUGAGAGCCUGUUGGUGCCCCUGGACCUGGAGAUCGACCCCACCGUGCAGAGAGUGAAGAGAGAUGAGAAGGAUCAGAUCAAGUGCCUCAACAACCGCUUCGUGUCUUUUAUCAACAAGGUGCGCUUCCUGGAACAGAAGAACAAGCUGCUUGAGACCAAGUGGAACUUCGUGCAGCAGCAGAGGUGCUGCCAGAGCAACCUGGAGCCCAUCUUCGAGACCUACAUCUGCGCCCUGCGCAGGCAGCUGAACUGCGUGGCUGGGGACCGGGCCAGGCUGGAGGCAGAGCUCAGCAGCCUCCAGGGUACACUGGAGGGUUACAAGAAGAAAUAUGAAGAGGAGCUGUCCCUGAGGCCAUGUGCUGAGAAUGAGUUCGUGACCUUGAAAAAGGAUGUGGACACUGCCUUUCUCAUGAAAGCUGACCUAGAGACCAAUGUGGAUGCUCUGGUCCAGGAGAUUGACUUCCUGAAAGGCCUGUAUGAAGAGGAGAUCUGCCUGCUCCAGUCUCAGAUCUCAGAGACCUCUGUCAUAGUGAAGAUGGACAACCGCCGGGAGCUAGACAUGGAGGGCAUCAUUGCUGAGGUCAAGGCCCAAUACGAUGACAUCGCCAGCCGCAGCAAAGCAGAAGCGGAGGCCUGGUACCAGUGCCGGUAUGAGGAGCUGAGGAUGACGGCCGGGAACCACUGUGACAACCUCCGCAACCGCAAGAACGAGAUCCUGGAAAUGACCAAGCUGAUCCAAAGGCUGCAGCAGGAGAUUGAGAACGUCAAGGCACAGCGCUGCAAGCUGGAGGGUGCCAUUACCGAGGCAGAGCGGCAGGGUGAGGCCGCCCUCAGUGAUGCCAAGUGCAAGCUGGCAGGGCUGGAGGAGGCCCUGCAGAAGGCCAAGCAGGACAUGGCCUGCCUGCUCAAGGAGUACCAGGAGGUGAUGAACUCCAAGCUGGGCCUGGACAUCGAGAUCGCCACCUACCGGCGCCUGCUGGAGGGCGAGGAGCACAGGUUAUGUGAAGGCGUUGGACCUGUGAAUAUCUCCAUAAGCAGCUCCAAAGGUGCCGUCCUAUAUGAGCCCUGUGUGGUCAGCACGCCCAUGCUGAGGACUGAGUACUGCCCGGGGGCCACCAGCACCCUCAAAAGCAGUGGGGGCUGCAGCAUCGUGGGCACCAGUGAACUCUACAUCCCCUGGGAGCCCCAGGGGUUGCUGGCCAGUGGGAGUGGGCGGAGCUCCAGUAUGAAGCUUGGGAGUGGGGGCGGCUCCUCCUGCCACAAGUGUUAGCAAGGCCCAGAGUCCGGAAGCCCCUGGGGCACAGGGCACCCACCGCCAACCUGGCUCUGCACCUCCAGGGCUAAAGGCAAGAUUAUUAUUCUGAAGCCCUGCCUCCCUGUACUGACUGCAGGCUUCCCUCAGCUUUUCACCGGGAGCUGCCCCUUCAAAAAUUAUCAUUCACUUAGCUGUGUGCAGACCCAAAGCUAGGUGUUCAGGCUGAGGGUGGGGUGCAGAGAAAGAGUGCACAGAACCUAUGUUUCCAGGCUACUGACAUUCAGACCCCAGAGUGUGACCAAGACAAUGGCAACAGUCCCCACCCACUGCUCCUGGGAUAAGAAGGUCAAGUGACAGGGCACAGCUCUGCUUUGUGGAUUGUCCCCUAGAAGUUGUCCCAUAAAGUCACUGCCCCUCCAUCUUUCACCUCCAGCUUUCAUGCACCCUAGAAAAGGCAGUUUAACACCCCCCUAAAAUAUGCACUCUUGCAUAUCUCCAAAGGAGACAUUGCAACCUCCCCAGGCACACUGAAUUCUCACUCUGCAAAAACAGUCUUUAUUUUGUGCUUGUAUUGGCAACUGGUGUCAGGGAAAUAACCAGAACAACAGCAAGGGGACAUGGACAAAGGGACAGUCAAAGCUGACAUUACUGACUCAAUAGAAUCAAGCCCCACCCCCAACUCCUGUACAUAACCACCCUCCCCUGCUCAUUCCCCCUUCUCUCUUGCUUUGGGUUUGAAUUGAACUGUCCUCCUAACUGUGGUGAAAUAGGGCUGCCCAGCCUACUAGAAGCUCAGCCUUACUGCUGAGAGUAUGAGGGAUGCUGAGCUAAAGCCCUACCCACCCAGGACUCUGGGUUUCUAUGAGCUUCGGAGAGUGUUUGUUCCCAAUAAACUGUUCACAGGCCAUGA